AUUGAGAUCACCACUGCCACCUACUGACAUCAGCUAUUGACAUCAGCACUGACACCUACUGACAUCACCUACUGACAUCACUACUGACACCUACUGACAUCACCGCUGACACCUACUGACACCCCCUAUUGACAUCACCACUGACACUACUGACAUCACCUAUUGAGAUCACUACUGACACCUACUGACAUCAGCUAUUGACAUCAGCACUGACACUACUGACAUCACCUAUUGACAUCACCACUGAUACCUACUGACAUCACUACUGACACCUACUGACAUCACCUAUUGACAUUGUCACUGACACCUACUGACAUCACCUACUGACAUCACCACUGACACCUACUGACAUCACUACUGACACCUACUGACAUCACCUAUUGACAUUGUCACUGACACCUACUGACACCCCCUAUUGACAUUGUCACUGACACCUACUGACAUCACCACUGACAUUGUCACUGACAUCAGCACUGACGGCCCUUCCGGUCUGUGUUUUCAGAGCGUAGUGAAGCAGCUCGGGUGCUGCUGGAGCUCGGGGCGCAGGCAGGGACAAAGGACUCUGAUGGACAGCUCUGUACAACUGCUCUGAUUGGUCGGAUGAGUCCAGUGGUAACAAUGUUGCACCUAUUGAUGAAUAACAGGGCUGUGAUUGGUCAAAAAAAGUCAUUAUUAAAACUUCCAACUUUUAACAAGAAAUGAGGAUUUGAGUUCAAAUCCUACUGUGAAAUAUGGAAAGAUGAAUCCAGCAGAAAAGAGCAGGGAGCGUCCUGAUGGUGAAUGUUGUGUCCAGGCCCAGCUGGCGCUCAGUCAGUUCCAUGUGACGGACAGAAUGACCAGACAGCAGUACUACUACCUCAACCUGUUGGAACCAGAACCACACUCACCUGAGACCCAUCUGCAAGAAGCAGUCAUCAGCGAGCCGACGUCUCCGCUGGAGGUGGUGGUGCAGCACGGGAAACUGGACCUCAUCAUGAAUCCAGUCUUUCUCAAACUAAUCCAGGUCAAAUGGAAACUGUACGGCAGGUUGGGGGCGUGGCUUCUCCUCAUACUCAACUUCCUGUUCAACAUUUCCUGGACGACCGUCGCCAUCUCUGUGUCCGUCCACCGAGGCUCGACUGAUCGCUACGUCCUCCCCCAGGACUGGUGGCGUGUCCUCCUCGUGCUCCUGGCGCUGCUGUUGACUCUGCAGGAGGUCCUGAGGGAGGUGCAGGACAUCCUGCGUUCGAGGAGGAAGCUCCGCCUCUGGCGGCGGUGGGCAGAGCGUCGUCUCCAUGACGACCUGCGCCGCUCACAUCCCAUGUGGCCGCAGGUAAGAAUAACAGGUUUAAAGGGACGGUUCAACAGCAGUAACCCGUUAGCUUAGCUUAGCAUAAAGACUGGAAACCGCUAA
Micropterus dolomieu (smallmouth bass) is the source of this 1393-nucleotide messenger RNA. RefSeq lists its product as uncharacterized. The record is from RefSeq and is a predicted model, not a curated record. The transcript has 5 exons. Gene Ontology annotation, cellular component: membrane. Gene Ontology annotation, biological process: calcium ion import across plasma membrane. Gene Ontology annotation, molecular function: calcium channel activity. The coding region runs from base 740 to 1366 and encodes 208 amino acids. NCBI's taxonomy places the organism in Eukaryota, Metazoa, Chordata, Actinopteri, Centrarchiformes, Centrarchidae.